Molecule: messenger RNA, 5179 nt
Organism: Orbicella faveolata
Lineage: Eukaryota; Metazoa; Cnidaria; Anthozoa; Scleractinia; Merulinidae
Biological process (GO): protein O-linked glycosylation; glycosaminoglycan biosynthetic process
Cellular component (GO): Golgi membrane
Molecular function (GO): galactosylxylosylprotein 3-beta-galactosyltransferase activity
Source: RefSeq, a predicted model, not a curated record
UCCAAACACCGCUACGGACAUGACUUCUUUUGUUUCAACUUGAUGAUGAAGCAGAAAUAAGGCCCUGGGAACGAGAGUCGACGCGUGACGUCAUAAAUUCGCCUCGUCGUCGUAGCCUGGGUACUAGGCUGAUUUUUUUCGGCCAAUCGUUGAGUGGAACACAGCUAUGUGUAGGUGAUCACUCCAUGUGACACUCAUUUUUUGAAAAAUUAUUUUUUAUUUAAUGCUGAAAAACACGUUACAACACUUGAAACAAUGAUAAAAAAAUAAUAAAUCAAAGCAGAAACAUAACUUAUCACAAGGGGUAUUCACUAGAUAUGAAAAAAAAACAUGAAUAACUGAUUUUGAAAUACAGAAAUACUUAACAUAUGCGCUUAAUCCAUGUGAAACUCUCUAUCGUUAAACGAAUCAAAAAUCAAUUGAAUUUAUUUUAUUUUAUUUAAUUCUACUUGUUACAUGACGAACUGUAUUUGAAAUUUAUAUGAUGUAAUGUUUAAUGGAGAAUUGCGACGUUUUACGUGACUUAGUCAACGGAAACAUAUUGAUCCGAGGCAUCAUUCAUGCCGUCUUUUGUUUACAGCUGAAUUUUUAUUUUUGUUAUUAUCUAUUUGCUUUUUUUUUUUUUAAUAUUUACUAUUUUGUUGGAUAUAAAAUAAUAAGCAAACAUAAGUAAUAAUCAAAGCAAAGCUUUUUUUUCCACUCGCCGUUCCAUUUGUGAUGCUCGCUAACAAACCUAACGCAAAAGUAGAAAAGAGUCAUUUAAAGGUGAAUGUUUUUAUUUGGCGCUGUACAAGUUUAUAGCUGUAGUCACCUGUACAGCUGAAAAUGCUUCGAAAUGAAAAUUUAAAGGUGCUUGGUUGUGCGAGAUCAUAAUAAGUGAAUUUUGGCGACCAUUGCUGUUUUAAAGUUGUUCAACGUCAUGUCCCGUCGUAGAAUGUCGCAGUUUACUCUUUUGAAAGUCGUCUUGACUAGUAGCGAAUAAGACUCACUCUGACGUAUCCCGCCAAUCACGUGUCAAACAUAAUAUCAGUUUAUCACGCCACUUGUGAUCACGUGAUGUUGAUCACGUAGCUUGUCUUCAGUUUUAAAAUGCAAUCGACUUUCUGCGGGCUGGCACCCGCGCUGAAAGAUUUCAAGUUAGUCAGUGUCACGUGUCUUAAAAACAUCCAAUGAAAACGAGCGUUGUUUUGUCAGAUGCAAGAGAUCUCUUGUUUUAUGACAGAAAUAUCAUAGAGGUUUGGUCGUUCAGUUUUAAGCACUUCUAUCAACUGGAUGUGACAAUAACGGCUUAAAACUGUAGAAGAACUCAAAAGAAAUACAGAAAAACAAAAAGGGGCAUGGAUGGACAAAAUUGGAGAAGAUUGAAACGGGUUACAUUAGGGCACACUUGGAAAACGUCCGUGCGACUUUUCUCAAGUUUAUUAAAGUGUUAGUCGGAAAUCAUCCUUUGAUUUGUAGCCGAGAUUUGGCCAAUAAAAGACUUGCUCAGCUAAAUUGAAGUUCAGAACUCUUAGCCAGAAUGCGGAAAAACCUCUACAUACGGGAACGCUUGGUACGUAGGCUAUUAGUUAUGUAGUACGAUGUAUUAAAUUUUUCAAAUGCAGAUGAAAUGUUUUUAGUGUACAAAUGGAGUUUUGUAAUAUAACCUUACUCGUACGUUGUAUGUAAAACCUAAACUAUUGACAAGGAAAGGCUUUCGUAGAUCCUUUACUGUAUUUAUAUAUUUGUUAUUAACACAGUAAGUUUUAUAGUUAUUGACAUCGAAUGGCUGCUCAGAGCAGUCGUACUCUUCACGUUAUCCUAGACAUUGAGCGUUAGAACUUUCCUGUAGUGUGUUAAUUAAAAUUGAGCACGAGAUUUACCUUCUACAGUUCUCAUGUUGCGUUACAUUUGCUGUUCACGUCCUCACGACCAAUAAAAUCAACGGAAACGUUGCUUGACCAAUCAGUUGAUAGAAUAGGCCUUUUCACGGUUUCUGACGCCAUCUUGCUUGGGGGGCAAAUACGGCAAAAGUUACAAAAGUAUGGGGAAAAUGGAGAAUCUGAUAUCUAACAACUCACGGAAAAUUCGAGUUCUGAAGUAUUUAUGAAUUAAAAACUGAAGUUACCGAAUAAAAUCUCAUUUAAGGGGAAUAGCCUCGCUAGAAAAGCCACAAUGAUUAAGGUUUUCAUUUCUCCAUAUAUUUGUCUGUAAAGCCGAGUCGCAAAUUGCGGUAAAAUUUAGAGACAUUUGUAUGAAAAAUAAUUAAAAGUACAAUUUCUCGCCUGACAUCAAGUUUAUGUUCUUCAAAUUUCGUCAAACAAACCCCCUGCUAGAUAUCUGUUCCUUAUGACUCGUUUAAUAUUUAGAACGUCAGUCACUCAACUUAUUGGGCAUCGAACUUAUAACUUUUCUCAUACAUUUACAGCAAUUUUUGCCGUGUUUGCCCCCAAGCAAGAUGGCGUCAGAAACCGUGAAAAGGUCUUUUUUAAAGCGUUAUUUUCUCACGUGAAGUGAAUGACCUUUCGUAGGGUCUUUUGGGAAAUGCCUGCAUAACAUUAGAAUGCAGUAGAUUCCACUUGCUAUAACACCCGGUAAAUAUCUCGAGCCCCAGGCCGUUUCCGGCCCCAACAUGGUCGACAUUAUUUACUCUCCCCAGUCCUUUUGCGCUGUCUCCUGGCUACCAGACGACAGUCGAAAAAAUUCCCUCUUUGCAAACACAAGUAAUGAAAAUUAUUCUGCAAACCCGAUGCAUGGACAAAUCUCUUGAAGUCGAAUUCGUACUGACUAACGUGAAAUUUUCUCGUCGUUGAGAAGAUAUUCACACACAAAAUGAAAUCUCGUUUGACGGUGAUUAUGGUGCUUUUUUGUCUGGUUGUCCUUGAGGGAUUGUUGGUGGGUGUCUUGAUCAACUGGCCUUCGCUUAUAGAGGCACCGAACUCGAAGAUCAAAGAAGCUUUGUACGUUGAUUCACCAGAAGCAAGUUCCGCUUACCUGUUUCAACGAAAGCGAUCAGAUAAUGUUCUUUUAUUUGUGGCAGUUUUGAGUCACGCAGCCCGAAGAGCGAGACGGGACGCCGUGAGGGAAACGUGGUUCACAGAAUGUAAACAAAGGACCGAGGAAGUUUAUUGUGCAUUUUUCACCGAUCAAGCAGGCUUAGAUAACAAAACAAAAAAUGCUGUUGUAAAAGAGUACGAAGAAAAUGAUGACUUGGUUUUCCUUUCCGUUGAAGAUAAUUUGGCUUUUGCGGAGAGGCUUCUUCAGACCAUGGACUGGGCAUUUAAACGUUACAAGUUUGACUUUUUCCUGCGAAUAGAUGAUGAUCAUUUUCUUUGCCUGGAUCGCCUUUUAUAUGAGCUGAAUUUCCGUCCAAAGCAAGCACUUUAUUGGGGAUUCGUUCACUGUCACCCCAAAAUCAUUCGCGUGGACGAGGCGUGGCUGAUUCUAACACGCGACCUAAUCGAGGAGAUUUUGGACAAAAGAAAUUCAACGCUUCUCUGCUCGCCGUACGGAGAUCAAGCAGUUGCUCUGUGGAUGAUGGACAGCGCCAAAAAUGUCACUUAUUUCAUGGACAACAAACGUAUCAUCCACAAAAGCGCCGGGAAAGAUCAGAAUUUUUUACUUAACAAGGAUGUAUGUAUGCAGUAUAUGAGUCUUCACGGGACGUACCCGAGAUCCAUGCGACAAUUUUGGUUAUCUUCCCAUAUUUUGCGGGACAGAGACCCGUUGACUAUAUCGUAUGAUAUUAACGUUAUAGAACCAUUUUCGACGCUUUGUCGUUUUCCGCCAGUGUUUGACUAUAGAGGCUUUAUAAAGGAGUUCCAGUUUGAACCCAAGCCGUGCUAUGAAAAUCCUAAGUGGUCUGUUUCAAAGAAACCUCAUGUCGGUCGAGAGGAGUUUGGGGAGAGAUAUUCAAAAUAUUAGUAAUGUUUGUUUAUCAGUUCUUGACAACAAAAAUUGUGUUUAAUUAACCCUUGAAAACUUUUUGCUCGAUUUAUCUUUCGCCGGCGAACGACCGACUAACAUGUGUGCUAUUUCAUAACAGUAGAGCUAUUCAAGUUGAUCAAGUAUCGUUUAUUAUUCUGUAUAAUUGCUCUUACAAAAGAGGUUCAAUUCGACGGAUACAAUCUAAACUGAGCUUGUUGCUUUUGAGUAAAUUUGGUAGUUUUUACCAGUAGAGAAUGUGCAUAAUUAAGCCUUCAAAUUAAUUAAUUAAUUAAUUAGUUAAUUAAUUAAUUAAGCCUUCAAAUUUGAAAGUGUAUGGAGCCCACCUUGGAAUCAAAUUAUCACAUUUAACUCACAUUUUGCCAGACAGGAUGUUAUAAGCUGUAAUCUAGGUCUCACAAAGCUCCCAGCUUGAAUCUCCUUGACUGUAGCACUGUAUAUAUACGAUUUUCUUUUGUGAAAUACUUCAAAAAAUCUACACAUAUCACGAUACAAAUCCACGGGGGGUCACCUGUCAAUUAAAAACUUUUCAUAACUGAAAAGACAAUUCCCUGUUCUUAAGAACCGUAUGUCAUGUUCCGUACUUGUCUUUCCUUGUUUUGCUGAAGAAGCUGUUGGUAACUGAACACUUCAAAACAGCAGCGUAAAAAAGAAAAUUUAAAGGGUUAAUCCACGGUAUGCCACAGUCAAAGCUAAACAGCAUAUGUCAGCCUCCCCGUUCUUCUGUCAAAUGCAUUGAAACAAUAACCUUUUGAAACUAGGAAACGUUCUCACUUUCACAAGUUUCUCCUCAGACGAUCGCAGAAUGCGCGAGGUAGCAUGCGCAGGAUUUUUGCAAGGCUUAAUUACCAGCCGCUGUUCCAGAAAGGAGCCCGCGCUCUUCCCCCGAAAUCUUCUCGGGAAGGAACAUGGACCGGAGUCGGGAAAGCGGCGGAAAUCGAGUCCAGAUUUUUGCUAAUCAAAAAAUCCGAACAUUUUAUUUGCAAUUUGAAUUUUUCAUAUUCUCCCACUGUGUACUUGACAAUUAAGUGAUAUGGUUAGGAGAAAGUAGAUAUUGGUCAUUCUGAGAAGUUGCCUGCUAAUGUCACCGCCUCCUUUAGGCCCCGUCCACACUACCGGAGGAAUUUCAGUGAAAACGGAGGUUUCACUCUGAAAACGCAGCAAAUGUUUUAAACACACUAUAUAUCGCAGGAAUUUAAGAAAUCACGUGAUUAUCGUGACGUCUUCGUUUUCGAAAAGCUCCGUUUUCAAAAUG